Molecule: messenger RNA, 1496 nt
Organism: Coffea eugenioides
Lineage: Eukaryota; Viridiplantae; Streptophyta; Magnoliopsida; Gentianales; Rubiaceae
Product: flavonol synthase/flavanone 3-hydroxylase-like
Exons: 2
Coding region: 92-1231 (379 amino acids)
Source: RefSeq, a predicted model, not a curated record
CCUCCCUUACGUAAAAUCAACCGAGCCCUACGCCGCCAUUAGUUAAGGACAAGCACAUAAAAAAGAUAAUCGGUUCCUCUGAUAAGGAAAAAUGGCCAUGGACAUCAACAACCUUGUAGCUUUCCAUGAAGCCAAGUUCAUAGACCAAAACGGCGUGCUACGAAAUUCUAGUGUGCCUGUGGUGCAGGAACUUGCGCGUCAACGGCUCGAUUUCUUGCCCGAGAGGUUCAUCAGGGUGUCGCCAACAGCUGAUCCAAUCGCUGCACCAUCUUCAGAACUGCAUGAAAUUAGUAACAUUGAAGUUCCUGAUCCUCUUCCUUGUAUAGACAUGAGCAAAAUUCAAUUGGGGGACGAUUUGGAGGACCGUGACCGGGAGUUAACCAAGUUGGCCGGUGCUGCUAAGGAUUGGGGUAUGUUCUUGAUCGAAAAGCAUGGAAUAGAGCCCAAAAUUUUGGAUGAGGUGAAGGAUGUGGUGAAAGGGUUCUUUGGGCUGUCAUUUCAAGAAAAGAAAGCUAGCGUUGGAUCAUAUCUUAGUGUUGACAACAUGGGGUAUGGGCGGAACUUUGUGAAGUCAGAAGAUCAGCCUUUGGAUUGGAUCGAUCGUUUAACAAUGAAAGCUGCUCCCAGGGAUGCUACUCAAGGACUCCGUGUCUGGCCUCAAAAUCCUCCGAACUUCAGGGAAGCAGUGGAGAAAUUUGUAGAGAAAGCAAGGAAAAUCUGCGAUUCGUUACUCCAUGCUCUUGCCGAAACCUUAUCAGUAGACGGACAAAUUUUCAUAAAACAGUUCGACGACGAAAAGAGCGAAGUCAACGUCAGAGUGAACUACUACCCACCAUGCCCGAGGCCUGACUUAGCUCUGGGAAUAACUGAACAUUCUGAUGCUAGUGCCCUCUCCGUUUUGGUGCAGUUUGAAGCCUCUGGAGGACUCCAAGUGUUCAAGGACAUGAAAUGGCUCACGGUCCAGUGGCCGGUCGAUGCAUUGUUAAUCAACGUGGGAGACCUGAUGGAGAUAUUGAGCAAUGGGCGCUUCAGGAGCAGUUGGCAUCGCGCUGUUACCCAAAGGGAUGUCGAGCGCUUUUCAGUUGCAUUGUUCUACAACCCGCCUUCAGAAGCUGAGAUUGAACCUCUCAAAGAUGGGAAGUCCAACAAUAAUCAUCACGGAUAUAAGAAAGUAGUGGUCGGGGAAUACUUGCAGAAUUACUAUAAGAUCAGCCCAACACCGACUAAUUAAGUUUGCUCAGUUUUAGUUGUAGCAAAUUACGAAUACUAGCACUACUACUACUACUCCAUCAACUUGGUCCUUUUAUUUGUUGAACUGUGCACUUUGUCUCCUUAAAUUUUAAAGAACUGCAAACAAGCCCAAAAAUUGCCCUUCACUCCAUUACAGAGGACAGAUGGCUUACGUAUAUAUGGGAGGAAGUUUUGUCAUUUGGCUGUAAACAUCACUCUUGAUAUCCCUAGCAGGCGAAGUUAAAGUGGUUUUAUUGCAGACUCAG